Molecule: messenger RNA, 7116 nt
Organism: Gadus chalcogrammus (walleye pollock)
Lineage: Eukaryota; Metazoa; Chordata; Actinopteri; Gadiformes; Gadidae
Gene: sgpl1
Product: sphingosine-1-phosphate lyase 1
Exons: 14
Coding region: 2515-4224 (569 amino acids)
Biological process (GO): carboxylic acid metabolic process; sphingolipid catabolic process
Cellular component (GO): endoplasmic reticulum
Molecular function (GO): sphinganine-1-phosphate aldolase activity; pyridoxal phosphate binding
Source: RefSeq, a predicted model, not a curated record
AAGACUCUUAUUGAUAUCAAAUAUGAAUCAUUUAGCUUGUCGGUGUAGCAUGCCUUGGAGGUGUUUGGUGAUGGAGUCAAGGUGUGGGGUUGACAAUGUGAUAUCAUGUAUCUUUAUUGUUAGCACAUCGUUGCUCCAGCAAGUGUUGCAUUCAAAGUGACUGUUUUGUCGUCUCACUUUCCCUCGACUGACUGAAGUUCACAGUGGGACUUGAGGAGUACAUGAAUGCCUAUGGUCGUCGAUAUUUCUGCGAGCUCGUUUUUGUUUUACCCAUUAGAACUUAUUUAGUACUCCUUUUAGAUAAAUGUUCUGGUGUUGAAGGUGGUUUAUUCAAGUGGAAUGUUCGUUCUAUACUAACUUUUGUCUACAGGAAGCACACUUAAAGAGUAUUGUUUUGAAGUUUGUAAUUUGAGCUGGUGAUCUUUUAUUUUAAUAAUAUACAUUGUUUAUUUUAAAUUAUGCACCGAGAUCAAACUUUGUGGAAGAGAAGAAUCAUGGCAAAAAAAGUUACAAGGACCAGACAUGACAUUAAUGCUGCUCUGAUUCAGAGUUGACCUUGUAAUACCCGCUCUCUCUCUCUCUCUCCAUCAUCUGAACAAUUGAAGGAAAAGCUACAAAAGAAAACGGCACAUCAAACUAACUUGGAUUGAAGCCAUUUAUUUUAUUAAAGUAGCAUGAAACAGCUGUUCGAUCCUGUUCUUUUCCCAGUGUAGGGAUGUGUUUUUGGGAUUGGCCUAUCAAAUCAAAUGAUACCAUUGGUAACUUGAUAAACAGAAAAAACUACCUGAUCACAUUUUAUCAGACAUGAUGUGUUACAGAACACUGUGUCCAUUCCCACCAAGGCCUCUUAAGGUCUUAAAAACGGUGCUGACUACAAAUUCCCACUCUGUUUCAUCCUAAUCUCAUGAAUCAUGCAAAACAAAGAUAUCAAAGUGGCGUGCUUUGGCAGACCCGGGAAAGCAAGUCAGAGAUUGCCUGAAGACGAAGCCUGUUUUCCCAAGUUCAUUGAUUACUGACUCAGCAGAAUGAUAAAGAUGAUGUGUGCUCUGUUAACCCCUUGAGGCACCUAGUAGCAGCAGCAGCUUUCUCCUCCUCCUCCUCCUCCUCCUCCUCCUCCUCCCAGCACACCCAGUACAUUUCCAUGAGAACAUGACUUCCCCCUUGAGAAAACAAUAGUGUCUUUACUGAAUCCCCAGCUGCUCCUAUGGGAGGAAAGCAGAGGAAUGGGCGUCACACUGCAAUACAAUGGCUAGAACAAAAUUGGAACCGGUGCUUUUGUGCUUGCAGUGCGUUAACUAACAUAUUCAAACAUAGAAUGUCGCAAAGAACAGUUUAUUAACCGGAGCCAAGCCCUUGGGGAGAGCUGGGUUCUUUUUGGAUUAACUUUACGUACAUUAAUAGUUCUGUCUUUUAAUGACUUGGAAGUCUAGAUUGGCUGCAGAUUACCAAAUUUGCCGUCUAUCUAGAUGAGCUGCUCUUUUUUUAUCCCUUGAUUACUUUCUGGUAUUUAGGUUAAGCCAAUGAAAGUUAUCACGAAAAGGAAAAGGAUAAAUCCAUUGUGUUUUGUAAUGAUACUUGAUUAUCAGAUAGGGACUGCUCCAGUACAUCUCAAGACACAAGUGAUUGUCUCCUUCUGCUGUUGUUUUCUUACAUAGCCAACCUGGCCAAACCUGUAUGAGCGUGCUUUUCAGACCCAUGUGUGUGACAGGUGUAUUGGGGGGAAGAAGUAGGCUUUUUUUGUUUCCAUGCUGGCCCGCCCAUUGUGUUUCAUUCAUCAACGCUUGAAGCUGAAAACAAUACGAUCGGUUAAGGUGUCAACAGGACCGUUAACUCCUUACCUGUUAACAUUUCAAUUACCAGUUUCCAUUGUUUUUCUUACUGGGGAAAGUACUGUUUCUUGUGAAUAGACUACACAGGUCAGCCACAAAAGUCUUAUAGAAACGAGGGAUAAGAUGACCUUUAGCUCUUCUCCAUCAGAUUGUGGUCUUGAGUUAUGGUAGAAGCGUAUUGUGUCUUAUCGUUGGCAUGUCAGGGUGCUGUUAAAGUGCGAUAUGUGGCAAGAUAAAGGGGAAACGUGCAGAUAUGUUCACCUUUACAGCACUUAUGAAACAACAGCAGUGAAUCAUUUACUGUGAUUAUCAAAUCGGCUACAUGAUGAUACUUUCUUAUUUUUAUAAUUGGGUAAACUCUUAACGAUGCAAUAAAAAAAUUAAAAAAUAACUAAACAAAAACUGCUGAUAUCAGAGGAUGUUAAGGUACGAGCAAGACGUUACAAAUUGUAUUUAGUUUGUACCAACACACUGAAACCUAGUUGCUAUCUCCAUGGAUCAUGAUUGGCCAUUGAAAUGCAUAUGUCCUAUUGGCUUCAAAAGGUCAGAUUGCGUCUUGACGUUCUGUGCUGGGAGGAGUCGACACAGUGCUAUGUUUCCCUCCCCUAGUUGGGGUAGGGCCACCUGCCAAGACAAUUGAUAGGGAUCACUGACUGCAAAGGGAGAUAAACUGAACUCUAGAGACAUGGCAGCGUCUUCUGAUAGUGCCUUGGACGUGUACCGGGAGAUGCUGCUGCUGUACGUGGAGCAGGGCCGGACGCAGGUGAACAGCCUCUGUGCGGACCUGGAGCCCUGGCAGGUCAUCGGCAUCACCGCGCUCACCACGCUGGGCGGCGUCUGGGCCAAGGGCUUUCUGUUCCAGCAAGAAAGUCUCACGUCACGAAUGAAGAAGCGGGUCUUCCGACUCAUCAGAAAAAUCCCCUACGUUGGCAUGGCAAUCCAGAGCCAGCUGAACAAGGCCCUGGACGACAUGUCGGUCAGUCUGUGCACUCUGAAGGAGGGCAUGAGCUACACAAAGCAGCUCCCGGCCGCCGGCCUUUCCCAGGCCCAAGUGCUCGACAUGAUCAAGGAAUACCAGACGCUGAAUGAGGUCCAAUGGGAGAAGGGCUGGGUGUCAGGGGCUGUGUACUGGGGAGACGAGACGCUGACCCAACUCUUGGUUAAGGUCUACGGCGACUUUGCGUGGAGCAACCCGCUCCACCCCGACAUCUUCCCCGGGGUGCGGAAGAUGGAGGCGGAGGUGGUGAGGAUGACCUGCUCGCUGUUCCACGGAGGUCCCGAGUCCUGUGGCACGGUCACCUCCGGCGGCACAGAGAGCAUCCUGAUGGCGUGCAAGGCCUACAGAGACAUGGCGUACGAGCGCGGAGUCAAGCACCCUGAAAUCGUUGCACCAAAGAGCGUCCACGCGGCCUUCGACAAAGCGGCGCACUACUUUGGUAUGAAGCUGGUCCACGUUCCCUUGGACCCGGACACCAUGAAGGUGGACAUGAAGGCCAUGAAGAGGGCCAUCAACGGCAACACGGCCAUGCUGGUCUGCUCCGCCCCUCAGUUCCCCCAUGGCAUCAUCGACCCUGUGGAGGAAGUAGCCAAGCUGGCCCUGCGCUACAAGCUGCCCCUGCACGUGGACGCGUGCCUGGGGGGGUUCCUCAUCGGCUUCAUGGCCAAGGCGGGCUACCCCCUGGCCCCGUUCGACUUCAGGAUCAAGGGGGUCACCAGCAUGUCUGCCGACACGCACAAGUAUGGCUACGCCCCCAAAGGCUCCUCGGUCAUCCUGUACAGCGAGAAGAAGUACCGCCACUUCCAGUACUUUGUGGCUCCCAACUGGCAGGGCGGGAUCUACGCCUCGCCCUCCAUAGCGGGCUCCAGGCCGGGGGGCAUCAUCGCCGCCUGCUGGGCCACCAUGAUGCACAUGGGCGAGGACGGAUACGUGGACGCCACGCGCAAGAUCAUCAGCACCGCGCGCACGAUCGAGGCCGAGGUCCGUGAGAUCAAGGGACUGUUUGUGUUCGGGAAGCCCGAGGUGUCCGUGGUGGCCAUGGGCUCCGACGACUUCGAUAUCUUCCGCCUCUCCAACGCGCUGACGACCAAAGGCUGGAACCUGAACACACUGCAGUACCCCUCCAGUAUCCACAUCUGCUGCACGGUCCUGCAUACAAAGGAGGGCGUGGCCGAGAAGUUUGUCAAGGACGUCAGGGAACAGGUGGCCAUCAUCAUGAAGAACCCCAAGGAGAAGACCACUGGAAUGGGAGCCAUCUACGGCAUGGCGCAGUCCAUCCCGGACAGGUCCAUGGUGACGGAAAUCUCCUGCGGAUUCCUGGACUGCCUCUACAGCACUGAGGUGCACAAGCCCACAGCCCCAGAGGUUCACAUGAACGGGAACGGUAAAGCCCACUGAGCACCGGCAACCUCACCUGGCCGACACCUCUGGCCGCACCCAGUCUACCUUCCACCUGCACACCUGUAAGAGGACUACCAGUCUCUCUCUCUCUCUCCUCCCCCCCGUCCUUUGGCCUGUCCGCUCAGUAAGAAUCCUACAGUCCAACGGUUGCCUUAUCCUGCCCUGGCUAACCCUACUGUUUGCACUGACAAACGACCUGGGAUGCACAAGCCAUCGUGUUUUAACUCACGAGAGGGAAACCACACAUUUACUGUGCCUAGAAACCAUAGAGAAAUUAUGACUCAAAUCCUUCAUUCUAAUGAUUAUCUGAAAUGUCUUUGAUUUUUGUUUGUUAUCGUUUUCUUUUGCUGUUUGUUUUUCCCGAUUUGAGUUUUAUCUGUGCUUAAUUAUGUCUUGGAUCGGGAUUUCAAUCAUCAAACUAAAUUAAUUUUAGUUUUUCAUAUAUUCUGUUUACAAGUGAAUGCAUUCAAGUAUUUUUUUUCUUCCUUUUAUACUUGUAACAAUCAAACAGGAACAUUUCAAAAUGCGAUCUUCGCUGAAUAUGUGACGACGCCUAGAAACACAAACCACUGAAAGCGUAACACGCUGCUCUUCUGCCCUCCAGUGUACAACUGCAUGUACUGCAGUAACCUGGUUGCCCUGAAUGCAGUUUUUCAGUUUUUCCACUUUUAUUUGUGUUUUAACUUUAAACUUUGCUGCUUUUAAUAGAACUACAUUGAUAUAAUAUUUUCAGUAGCUAUAAUAAUUUCUUUGAAAUAUCUUUCCUAGCACUUAAUACAAAUGUAAUUCAUACUUUUGCUAUGAUACAUUGACUGUGGAAGAAGGUUUCAGAGAGAAUUCCAUGUCACUUAGGUUAAAGGAUAAGAAAUCGUUUUAAUAAGGGCUGACAUUGAAUGUUUCGACUCACUUCCCCUUUAAAAUCAUUUUUUCAAAAUUUCAAAAGCAAAAAUAUGUUUUAAUUCAUCCUGUGGAGUAAAAUGAUUGUCAUUAUAUAUUUAUAUGUGGUUGACAGAUAACCUGAAUAUUUUCCUUCCUUGUAAUUCAAGAUCCUCUCUGAAUCUACCUCAAUCUCCACCUAUUAUGACCAUGUCUCUCUUCUUCAUUCUGGUUACGUAAUAGGACCUCUCACACAGGUUAUGUCAACUAAUGCGGUUAUGUCAACAGUCUGUAGAUUUCCGGCGUCUGACAUGGGUUUAAACUAUGUAGGCGUAUCCUCUUUAUACUGUGUUUCUGUCCGACUGCUCAAAAGUUCACCUUUUUCAGUCCCAUGUGAAAAGGGGAACAAUCCAUACUCGAAUGACCUUGGACCUAUUUUGUUUUGUUUUUGACAUACUCGCAAGAUUAGUGGACUCGUGUUAUUACUCCUAUUGAUUGUUGAAACUGUGUCGCCUAUAUCCAUUACAAUAUUUCAAUGUUCACCCAAAACAUGACCUUGUUCCAGGAGAGACAACAACAGCACAUAUUUCAUAGUUUCAGAAAGCAGGCAUGUCUUUCAAAAAACGGUUCUCUAACUUGCGUGUGUCAUUUUGCUGUGUGUUUUUGUGUAUUAGACCACUGUGUGAUUUGUGUUUCAUUGAUUAUCUAUAAUCCUGGCCAGUCCUAUUCUUUUAGGAUCGUACAACCUUUUUAAUAUUUUUGUAUUGAGUUGUGAAUGUAUACGAUUUUUUUUGCAUUCAGAAAGACUUCAGAAGCCGUUCCAGUGUUUCCUACUGGCCAGAUCUUGUCCACCAUGUUGGCUAUGUUUCUGCGUUGCUAUUGGUGCCCGGUAAACUGAAUUAUGGAUUUUUAAGAUGCAAUCAAGGGAUCAAACGCAUCCAUGUUGUGUAGGAUGGGGGAGGGGGUUAGCGAAAAUAUGAGUUUAAUCACGGAGCUAUUUCUAAUUUCACUCUUUUCGUACCAUGUCACCGUCUCAUGCAUACGGAUACGGUUUUAAUGUUCAUGAAGGUGUCCAUUACUCAUCCGAAAUGUGUAUUUGUUUAGGUUUGUGUCGUCGGCUGUUAUUUAAAAGCACCACAUAGCAAUAAUAGAGCAUGGCUCCUCGUUGGCCCGACCAGAGCUCAUGUUAACAGAUCCUGUGGUUGUUAGCAGACUCAGGGAUUUGGCUUUGUAACCACCAUUGGCGUGGCCCAAUGCUCCUUUUGAAUGUUGUCCAUUUAAAUUAAUAAAUACCAUGUUGCUAGAAGACUUGAUUCAUUUCUGCUGCAGUGAAACAAUAUCAAACUCCGAAAUGAGGGGGGUGAUAAUGACUAAAAGGUUAAUAUAUUUAUGAUACAUGUAUGACUUAAAUAUUUUGGAAAAAAAACCUUUUUAUUUCAGCACUAACAUUUUGAACAAAUACAGACAGAUGGAAAGGCACAUGUUUUACAUAAAGACAAUUGACUUGUGCCUAAGCAAAGAAAUGCUUAGACAAGGUCUACUUAAUUGAUCCCAGAUGGGACACUCGGGUUAUAACACCAGUAACAUCCUGUGAGUAAUCCUGUAUGUAAUCCUUUAUUCAUUCUCUCAUAAUCUUCCUUUAUAUACACUCAGACACUCACCAGUACACAACACUGCUGGCUUUUGGUUUAGGUUUUUUCUGAACUGGAAUGACGACAGGAAACUUUUUUUUUGGGGGUUCAGCUGUCGCUCACAUGAGGGACGCCUGGUCGACGAAGGUGGCCAGCGUGAUGUCCCUCUGCGACAGACCCCCACACUCGUGGGUGCUGAGUGUGAUCUGAACCUGUUGAGAGAGCGGUUGGACCGGUUAUGGCGCUGAAAUGAAUCCUCGCCACAGGUAAACACGACUCAACAUAGGCCUGUCGUGGUCGCGUGGCGUUGGCUAAUUCAACCCAUUACUACCAUGUACUUUUAUCCAAAGCGACCGUAAAUUAAGAUGUUAUGAAAGCGCAG